AUGUAUAAUAUAGAUCUAUGUCCACCUGAAUAUCAUAUUAUUGAUCCACACCAUUCAUUUUGUUCACAACCAUAUCCAGGUGUUAUUGAUCAACAAAUUACUGCCUUUGAACGUGCACAUAUUGUUGAAAUGCAUAAUAAUGAACGACGUCUUGUUCGGGGUACUAAUAUACAAAAAAUGUAUUGGAAUAAUGAUUUAGCUGAAAUUGCUCUACGUUAUGCUCGUCAAUGUAUAUUUGAUCACGAUAAAGCCAUUCAAAGAAGUGUACCAAAAAUUCCAUUAUCAACAGGACAAAAUUUAGCGAUGGGUUAUGAAAAUUGGACACAAACUAUUCAAGCAUGGAUUGAGGAAAAAGAACAUUAUUUUUAUGAUUAUCCAUCCGCAGGAGUUAUUACUCAUUAUACACAAAUGAUAUGGCAUUCAACAACAUUAGUUGGUUGUGCAGCAACAAUUUGUCCUGCAUAUGGACAAUAUAACAUUCCUUGGCUUUUAUAUGUUUGUAAUUAUAUCACUGGACAAUUGAACAGUGAUUUGUAUAGACCUUAUGAUCAAGGUUUUCAUGAUCUAUCAUUACAUGAUUGUCAAGGUAAAGUAUGUCUAUAUAAUGGUACACUUGAUUUGAAUACAUGUGAAUGUCAAUGUUCAACAUAUGCAAGUGGUUUACAAUGUGAACGAUUAAAUUGUUCAAUAUUACCACCAUGUCCAUAUUAUUCAUCUGCAUCAUGUAUAGCUGUUAAUGUUCCAUUAGAAUGUCCUCGUCUAUGUGGUUUAUGUGAUCGAUAUGAAGUAUUAAAAUGGGUUUAUGGUGAAAAUAAUUUAGCACCUAAUGUACUAGCAGUUAAACCUAGAACUAUAACUACAACUAUUAGGUAA
This is a messenger RNA of Rotaria sp. Silwood2, 873 nucleotides long. NCBI's taxonomy places the organism in Eukaryota, Metazoa, Rotifera, Eurotatoria, Philodinida, Philodinidae. The record is from the annotation of a GenBank genome assembly.